Erigeron canadensis is the source of this 1550-nucleotide messenger RNA. Its product is annotated as probable protein S-acyltransferase 7. NCBI's taxonomy places the organism in Eukaryota, Viridiplantae, Streptophyta, Magnoliopsida, Asterales, Asteraceae. Gene Ontology annotation, biological process: peptidyl-L-cysteine S-palmitoylation; protein targeting to membrane. Gene Ontology annotation, cellular component: Golgi apparatus; endoplasmic reticulum. Gene Ontology annotation, molecular function: protein-cysteine S-palmitoyltransferase activity. The transcript has 5 exons. The record is from RefSeq and is a predicted model, not a curated record. Bases 130 to 1398 code for a protein of 422 amino acids.
UAAUGGAGUCAAACGCUUCCCACCGGAAAUAGCCGUCCCCAUUGACCUCCUUCUUCUUCUUUCUUUCAUUAUCCUUUUUAGAGAGAGAAACACCUUUUUAUAUUCUUUCUAGAGAGAUAUAAAACCAAAAUGCGUGCUGUACAUCCUCCCAAUCACUCGGAUCCCGCCGCCGGUGAUCAUGCUGACUCACCGGAGCUUCUCCGGACUUACCAAACUUGGAAAGGAAGCAACAUAUUUUUUCUUGGAGGGAGGUUCAUAUUCGGGCCGGAUGUGAGAUCUGUAUUUCUGUCAAUGUUUUUAAUAGUUGCCCCUGUUGUAGUUUUCUGUGUAUUUGUUGCAAGAAAGCUAAUUGAUGAUUUUUCUGAUCAUCUUGGAGUGUUGGUUAUGGCUGCUCCAAUUGUAUUUACAUUAUAUGUAAUAGUCCUCCUUCUAAUGACUUCUGGAAGGGACCCUGGUAUAAUUCCUCGUAAUACACACCCUCCACAACCAGAAAAUAUAGAUCUGGGUAUAGAACUUGGUCCAGGUCAAACUCCGCAGCUACGUUUGCCCCGGGUUAAAGAAGUGAUUGUCAAUGGGAUGACUGUAAAGGUCAAAUAUUGUGAUACCUGCAUGUUGUAUCGACCCCCACGUUGUUCACAUUGCUCAAUAUGCGAUAACUGUGUAGAAAGAUUCGAUCACCACUGCCCAUGGGUUGGCCAGUGUAUUGGACGGCGUAACUACCGCUUCUUCUUCAUGUUCGUAUUCUCAGCAACUCUGCUUUGCAUAUAUGUUUUCUCCUUUUGUUGGGUGUACGCCAUAAAGAUCAUGCACAGUGAAAACACUACUAUUUGGAGAGCAUUAAUCAAGACUCCUGCAUCAAUUGUGUUAAUAAUCUAUACUUUCUUAUGUGUUUGGUUUGUCGGUGGCCUCAGCGUCUUCCAUCUAUAUCUUAUCGGCACAAACCAGUCGACAUACGAAAACUUCCGAUACCGAUAUGACCGCUCCGAAAAUCCAUACAACAAAGGUAUUUUUAGAAACUUCAUGGAGGUUUUCUGGAACAGUAUUCCACCAUCUAAGAACGAUUUCAGGGCAUGGGUGCAGAAAGAGCCUGAACUUCCUACUAGAGUCACUGGUGGUAGUUUUGAAAAUUCAAAUAUAGGGAAAGUGCCAAGUGACGUUGAAAUGGGGAACAUGAAGGCUACAUGGAAAAACGAGGCCGUGACUAGAGAAGGUAGUACCAAUGGUAGCGGUGGUAAUAUUCACUCUCAUCCUCGACGGUCUAGCUGGGGAAGAAAGAGUGGAAGCUGGGACUUACAAAAUGACAUAGCUUCAGUUGCAUCAGUUGUUGGACACUCAGGCCGCGUCAGCGGUGGAAGUAGUGGCAGCUUAGGUGGCAGUUGGGAUGUGGCAGUUAAAUGACAGGUCAGCUUUAAGUGUAAGAAAAAUAUUCAAUGAGUUUGAUUUGUACCCUUUUAAGAUUUGGGGUAUAGUUAUAGUGGAGGCCCUUUCAUUGUGUAUAAUUUUUUAACCAGUAAUAUUUAUGGAUGUACUUUUAAACUUGUUAUUCUACA